Messenger RNA from Dicrocoelium dendriticum, 864 nucleotides. The record is from the annotation of a GenBank genome assembly. Lineage: Eukaryota; Metazoa; Platyhelminthes; Trematoda; Plagiorchiida; Dicrocoeliidae.
AUGUGUCAUCGUCCGGAAUUUUCAGAGUAUCCAUCCGCGAAAGUUGUUUCCGGCGUGUAUCCACUGGACAAACAGCCUUUCAUCCAACUUCCGGUUUUGUUUUAUCAUCCUGACUGUCUUGUUUGCAAGCAGUGUGGAGCCAAACUUGACAUAAACUCAUUUCAGGUCAAAGAUUGUGAAUUGCAAAACAAAAGCCGUUGUAAUAAAGAUGACUCGACGAAUUGCUUUGGUGCCCCGAACGGGAGUAUGUUUCUCCAACUAGUUCGUUUGAAGCAGCAAGAUUCGGUCAAGAAAACCGAUGACAAUCCCCAAUGUGAACUAUCAUGCUCAUCAAGCAGUUCAAUGAGAACCGAUGAGGAAUUGACAACGGAACCUUAUGGUAAAAAUUACAACAGCUAUGAAAUCAUUUCAGACAGAGGUCCACGGGAUUCAAAUUCACACGGGAAAGGGCUGACCAAACAGAAGUCUGACCAAAUUAAAACGAAUUCAGGACAACUUACUACCUACACUUCUAUGAAGACCAUUCAUGUGCGUCAUUUUUGCAUUCCUACGGAGAUUUUCAAAUCUCACGAAGCCCCGCUGGCUCAUCAGAUAUCAUUUCCAAAAUCCCACUCCUAUGUAACCAGCACACUGUUUGGUAUUGAAGUUCAAAAAGGAUCAGUAUCGGAACAGCCAACUGAAAGUGAUAUGAAAUUACCGUCGUUUCAGCACAGUGUCAGCAUCACCCCCAAGAAGCUGUUGAUUCUGUAUCAAUGUUCGAAGUGCCACAACACAAUGGAUUCAUCUGAAAUGCUUCGGUAUUCGAGUUAUUUCUAUCACACCGGGUGUGCCAAAUGCUGCGUUUGUCAGGCCGGUCCCACGUAA